This is a messenger RNA of Callithrix jacchus (white-tufted-ear marmoset), 2700 nucleotides long. Lineage: Eukaryota; Metazoa; Chordata; Mammalia; Primates; Cebidae. The record is from RefSeq and is a predicted model, not a curated record.
GUCAGCGCCGCCCCCCUCCCCGGGUCUGCAGCAGCUCCGGCCGCCUCGUCGCGCCCCCCCAGCCCCCUCCCCCCGCCCCCGCCGCCCCCCGGGCCGGUGCAGCCGCAGGCGGGGUCCCCCUCCCCCUCCCCCCUCUCCCCCCAGGCCUCGCGCGCCCCGGACCGGCCCCCCCUUUCCCCUCCCCCUGCGCGCCGCCUCUGCCGCGAUGCCCCCCCCUGCGCCCGGGGCCCGGCUCCGGCUUCUCGCCGCCGCCGCCCUGGCCGGCUUGGCCGUCAUCAGCCGAGAUCACGGACGUGACCAGCGCCCGCACAGCUCUGGGCCGGGCCGCCCUCCUGCGCUGCGAAGCCAUGGCGGUACCCCCUGCGGAUUUCCAGUGGUACAAGGACGACAGACUGCUGAGCAGCGGCACGGCCGAGGGCCUGAAGGUGCAGACGGAGCGCACCCCGCUCGAUGCUUCUUUUCGCCAACGUGAGCGCCCGGCAUUAACGGCAACUAACGUGUCGAGCCGCCAACCGGUUGGGAGCAUCCAGCGCCUCCAUGCGGCUGUUGCGCCCAGGAUCCCUGGAGAACUCAGCCCCGAGGCCCCCAGGGCCCCUGGCCCUCCUCUUCGCCCUGGGCUGGCUGUGGUGGAGAAUGUAGGCGCAACCCAGUGGAGCUCGCCUCCCCCCACAGGGGGCCUCAGGCCAAGAGUGAGAGAAAAGGGGGAGCGGGAGCCAUGGGUCUCGGGGGGCAGAAGAGCUCUCGGCCACCGAGUGAAUAAGAGGAGAGGAGGAAGAGGAGGAGGCAGAGGAAGAAAGAUCUUUAGAGAACCCGUCACUGUGAGGGAUAACGCAAAAUUAUGCAUCUUUCUACAGCCAUUCUCGCCACCCGUUCACAUUUCCGAUUGUGACCCACUCCCGCCACCCCAUACCCCUCUCUCUUAGCUCAGGCUGUCAACUGGCUCGUGUGGGUGUGACUGUGUGAGUGUGAGCCUGCUGCGUGUGUAGGUGUCUGUGUCUCUUGUGUGUGUGGGUGGGUGGGCUGGGGGAGGGGACCUCAGCCAUCCUCCCACCCCGACACCCCAUGUCCACUGUCCCCAACCCUACUGCCUCUCACCUGUGGCUGGACGUAGGCGUGGGGCUCUGCAGUGGAAGCUGUGAAGAGAGGCUUACCAGGCUCUCUGCUUCCCCAACAUAUGCACACACACUUACCCUCCCCCUGUUGAAAGGGCAUCUCCUAGCAGGUUGGGAGUGGGGAGAGGUGUCGUAUUCACCUGUCAAGCUGUCAUUCAGCCUUUGUGAGUAAGUGGGGGACCUCCAUCUGGGCUCUGGGCUUCCCUGCUGUCAACCACCAGCUUCCUGUAGCCAGAGGCCCCGUUGCUGGCUCAGUAGCCUGAGAUCUUCCCACUUUCCCUGUCCCUCCCCACUCUGGAUUUUCUGGCCCCCUCCUGGGCCAAUCGGUGCUUCCAUCCAACUGUCAGACUGGUGGCAGGAGUCACCUGUCUGUUUCAGUGCUUUGCCCUACCCCUGCCACCACUCCCCUUGGCCUUGACUUCCCCACCUGUGGCACCAGCCAGCUGCCCUUGGGGCCUUUACAGCCGGCCCACAGGUGUGGGCUUGCUGAUCUAUCACUCCCUGGCCUCUCCACCAACUGUACCUCCCAAAGGCUACCUGACCGCGCACGCACACACACACACACACACACACACACCAGCGACUGUGACCAGCCAAUAGCCCCCUGGCUCCAGCUGUCCUGUAGCUGGUGACUAGCUGUAGUUCCUCCUGGGUUGGCAUCUGUUGUCAGGAAGCGAUGCUGAGAGGCUGCAGCCUCAGCUCUGAUUGUAGGAAUACACCACCCUGGUACACCACACCAUACCAAGUAGGGGACAGAGACACAUCACACAGAUCCUGAGCCCAGACACAGAUGCCAUGUCAACAGCUUCGACUCCCAGGAGACCCUCUAUAUAAACACCCACCCCAAACCACACCACCCAGAGUCUGGUGGAGAAGAGGAGAGGGCAAGGCGCAGUGACUGUACCUCAGACAGGGGCACGGGCCCCAUCCCACAUUGUCUUCCAUUCCCAGGGUCCAGGGGAUGGGGUGGGACUGGGGAGGGAUGCCAGGGAGGGGUGGGGGGCCCUGGGGGCCGUGUGUUCCAAUUCAUGGGGAGUGUUGAGACCACCACACCAAUAAACGCCUUUUUCCAAAGUCUGCCUGCAGGUGUCAGUGUCAUUAAGGAUUUGAGUUAAUGAAGGGCAAAGGGAAGCAUCAACUGGUGCCUCUCCAGCAUCCUUCCUACCACCUACUUUCUCAUCGGUAGGCUUGGAAUUGACUCAUUACAGAGAUGCCCUGUGAUUGGCCUAAGCCACUCAGCAUAUCCCAUUUCCCACCGUGGAUUGGCUUAGAGAUGGGCACAUGACCCAGUAAGGCUAAUGAGAAAGUGAAUGCAUUCCUGAGAAGAGAUGUGGCUCUGUGAUGUGAGGUCUGUAUCUGCAGAGUUGCUUUUUCUCCAUCACAUGGAGACAUCUUGGGUCUGUGGGGAUAGCAGUGGUAAAGCAGACAGCACAUGGAGCCUGCGAAUAACAGGAACGCUAAGAAGUAGUGGGAACCUUCGAGAAACUGAGUCCAUGAUGGUAUCAUUUGAGCAGCUGGAUCAAAACUUAACUGAUGCCCAUAUCUUCAUUUAUAUAAGCAAUAAAGUCCCCUGUAUAUUUAAACCAAU